Trichomonas vaginalis G3 is the source of this 687-nucleotide messenger RNA. Its product is annotated as protein of unknown function (DUF3447). Bases 1 to 687 code for a protein of 228 amino acids. The transcript has a single exon. NCBI's taxonomy places the organism in Eukaryota, Parabasalia, Trichomonadida, Trichomonadidae. The record is from RefSeq and is a predicted model, not a curated record.
AUGUCCGACCAAGAUGCUCAUCCAAACAAAUACAGCGAAUUGCGAAGUAACUACAAAUACUAUAUCGAUAUAUGCAAUAAGUUAUAUCAGUUGAAAACGGGAAAAGAAGAAGAAUUAAACAAGAUUUACAAAAUGAUCAAAACAGAAUUGAUUGAUUCAAAUAAAUAUCCUCCCCAAGAUAUGAUACGCGCCAUUUUAAAUCUUAUUGUGUAUAAUAAUCACUAUGCAAAGUCAUAUUUAUAUCUUGCUAAACUCAUAUCAGAUGAAUAUCAUGUCAAAGAGGUCAACAACGUCAUACUUAUUUCAAACUUCCUAUUUUAUAAAGAAUAUGGAAUUAAAUUAGACAAAUCUGAUGACUUCGAAAAAAUUAAAUCAGAUUUUCUCGAUAUUCAUACAGAGAAUACAAUAUACAGAGCAAUUAUGAAUAAUGACUUAGAAAGAUUCAUCACAUUCACAGAAAGAGAAUAUUUUGAUAAAGAUCAAAUACUUAAAUGCGAUUUAUAUCCAUAUUCUUAUUAUGGAUAUUCAUUACUUGAAUUAUGCUGUUAUCAUGGAGCUGUUGAUUGUUUCAAGUUAUUAAGAUCGAAAUUUAAAUCCGAAAUAACUCAAACAUGUUUACAAUUUUCAUUUUUAGGAGGAAAUCCAGAUAUCAUGAGUGAAUGUUUGAAAUAUCAAAAACCAAAAUAA